Molecule: messenger RNA, 4573 nt
Organism: Chinchilla lanigera (long-tailed chinchilla)
Lineage: Eukaryota; Metazoa; Chordata; Mammalia; Rodentia; Chinchillidae
Gene: Hpcal4
Product: hippocalcin like 4
Exons: 4
Coding region: 167-742 (191 amino acids)
Molecular function (GO): calcium ion binding
Source: RefSeq, a predicted model, not a curated record
UGCAAAUCUUGUUGCCUCCGAGAGGCACUUAGUGAUACAAGAGCUGGGAGGCGGUUCCAGCGCGGACCUUGGACACCCCAGUCGCCCGCCCGCGAGCCUGUUUCUUCCCCGCCGCUGCCGAGGCUCGGAACCAUCCAGCGACCGGCUAGCGGCCUCAGGCCUUGCCAUGGGGAAGACCAACAGCAAGCUGGCCCCCGAGGUGCUGGAGGACCUGGUGCAGAACACAGAGUUCAGUGAGCAGGAGCUGAAGCAGUGGUACAAAGGCUUCCUGAAGGACUGUCCCAGUGGCAUCCUCAACCUGGAGGAGUUCCAGCAGCUCUACAUCAAGUUCUUCCCCUACGGCGACGCCUCCAAGUUUGCUCAGCACGCUUUCCGCACCUUUGACAAGAACGGCGACGGCACCAUCGACUUCCGGGAGUUCAUCUGCGCCCUGUCGGUCACCUCCCGCGGCAGCUUCGAGCAGAAGCUCAACUGGGCCUUUGAGAUGUACGACCUGGACGGCGACGGGCGCAUCACGCGCCUUGAGAUGCUGGAGAUCAUCGAGGCUAUCUACAAGAUGGUAGGCACUGUGAUCAUGAUGCGUAUGAACCAGGAUGGGCUCACACCCCAGCAGCGUGUAGACAAGAUCUUCAAGAAGAUGGACCAGGAUAAGGAUGACCAGAUCACACUGGAAGAGUUCAAGGAGGCGGCCAAGAGUGACCCAUCUAUUGUGUUGCUGCUGCAGUGCGACAUGCAGAAGUAGAGGCUGGUGAGGGGCAGAGCCCCUGGCCAGGAGGGGCAAGGCCACCUCCCAACCUGAUGACCUCUCUGGCUGGCUUUUCCCCAGGGGGAGGGACACUCUAGCCUCACUCUCCAGUCUACCCACUCCACUGCCCAAACCCUUCCUCCCCUCAGUCAAGUUCCCUGAGGGACCACCUAACCCUGUAAAGGAGACAGGUCCUUGGAUAGCCUGUCAUCUAGUCCCAUCCCCGGCCUUGGCCCAGAACCAACAUCUAUUGGCCAUAGGGGAGUUGGCUUUUACCCUAAAAGGCAGAGUUUGGAGGGGGGUUGGGUUCUGCUUUGAAAUCCUGUUGUUCCUGGGAUUGUGCUUUAUGGAAUGGGGUCUCUCAGGGCUCCAAAGGGCCAAAGUGGGUCUGUCCUUUCCUAAGGACUCAGAUCCCUUAAAUGUGGUCUCUGCCCUGCCCCUUUGACUCUGUCUGGUCUCUCUGGCCCACAGCCUUCAGAGUGUUCAUUCAGUCCUUUCUUCAGCUAAUGUUUAUUGAGCACUUAUUUAAUGCCAGGCACCUUUAGGUGCUAAGACUAUGGUAUUUUACAAGACAUAUUCCUUGCCCUCUGGAAGCUCAUAAAGGGGCAACUUCCGGUGGUCACGGUCUCUGAGAGGGUUGUUGUGCCCAGCUGAGAAGAAGUGGGAGGAAGUUUGGCUGGUUUGAAAGGCACUAUUGGGUCUUCCAGCUCCACCCAGGUGGAAAGAACUCAGACAUUUAGGAGCCAUGUGAAUGGAGGUUUUAAGAAAAGUGAAAAUCUAUGUAAUUCUUAUUUUUUUAGUACCCUUUAAAAGAGCCAAAAUCAUCUUAUUAAGUUAGAAUAUUAAAUAUACUCUAUAUUACUUGGUUUCUUAUGAAAAUGAUUAAAUGAAUAUAGAAAUGCUAAUUUUCAGAGGGGGAAAAGAGAGGUAAAGGGGAGGAAAUACCACCGUACCUAACAGAUAACCCUUUGGCGGUGGGAGUCAGGCUGAGUCCUGAGCUGUCACCAUCAGCAGUUUUUGCUGCUUCUGCUGCUUUCUUUUUAUUACCUUUUUCAAUUCAACAAGUGACUCUUUAUUGCACACUUUGGGUGCUGACUUCAGAGACAGAAAUGGCAGCAUUUACCAGGAGUGGGACAAGUGUAUAUCCCAUACAUUGGUGGUUUGUUUCUGAGUUUGGUUUGGUUUCUGGGGUGGGCUUGUUCGUUCACUGCCUCAGAUACAGAAGGAGCUAGAAGAAAAGGACCACCUGGCUAUUGAUUAAGCUCCCAGGCUGCAUUCAUAGACCAAACGCCUAAAACUGUACUGGGUGUGUUCCAUUUGAAAGGCUUUUCUUAACCCCUAGGCCUAGAUCUGCACCUUCCUAGUGCACUGGCUUUGCUUUCUGAUUUUUGAAUCUAUGAGCUCUACAGCUGCAUGCUUUGACUGCCAGAAAAAUUCAUCUUGCUUCUCCAUCAAGUUGUUCCCUUUACUUUCUCCUGUACUUGUAAUCAAAAAUUAGCUUUGAUGUACAGUGACAGUUGACUUCCUCUUGAACUGUUGGUAAAAACAGUCUAGUACAAGGAUGCUGUCCCCCCAGGGUGGGAGUGGGGAAUGACUGCAGAGCCAGGGCAUGUGAUGGUGGGAAAGGUGUCUGCAGGAAAGUGAUGCAGCUUGUCCCUGACUUCCAAAUGCUCACCUGUCCUGACUGUGCAGGUGGAAACUUGAGUAUGCUGACCUAUGGUCCCAAGCGCUAUUGGACCUUCCUUCUUGUGACCCUUGGAGGUUGCAAGGUCACUGGGUUGCCACCUUGUUCUGUCCUGCCUAUGACCAAAUCACAUGGUGAGGCUAGAGAAUUCAUAUCCUCAGAUAGUAGCUAGCAGGUAUUUAUCUAGUAAUGCCUCAAAGGAUGUUCCAUCACUCUCAGGAACUGGGUAUUAGGUGUGUCUUGUGCUGUCAGUCAGCACCACAGAUACAUAAAUGCCCCAUACCCAGACUGAAUCUUCUGGUGAAAAGCUUUUUGCUAAACAGGGUUCCUGCCCUGAAUCAAGCUUAACUCCCAGUCCCAUGGAAUUUCAUGGCUUUCAAAGGUUUUCUUUCUGCCCCAUCUCAUUCAAUCCUCACAGCCCAGGGAGAUAGGGAUCUUCAUUUUUUCUCUCCAGACUUGGAAGCUACAGUUCAGAGGUGGGGGAGCCCUUUGUUCUGGAGCACAUAGUCAGGAAGUGAUAUAAUGCUAGGACUUGAACCCAGGCUCACUAAGAGAAGCAUUCUCUUCCUUGCUCAUUUGCGCGUCUGAUUUGUGCAGAGGCCGGCUGUGGGUUAAGCCAAGUUGGCUUUCGUCUUCUGUAAGCUUUCUGCUAAAGUUCCUGAAGCUAAGGUCUUUCAAAAAGGAAUAGGGACUCAGUUGGAGUGCCCUACAUUUUCAGGCAUCCUGUGUUUGGCUUCUGCACAGUGCUGCUAAUAGGCCAAUGCUAUCCUUAAAGACCUCUGACUGAGAACCCUGGAAAGUGUCUUGCAUUGUCUUUACCACCAUCUUCUUCCCUAGGAGAAUGAUUUUUGUUUUUUCCAAGUUGGUAGGCAAGUCCUACCAAUGAGAGCAUGCUCCACCAGGCUGCUGGACAUGUACCCAUGCAUGGGUGAUGUGUGGUGGUCAGACCAAGGGUUUUCAGACAGCCCAGCAGAGUGAACCCAAUGCAAGGCCAGUGUGAGACCAUCUUCUCAGUGGUGGCAGGGAGACACAGGCAGGCCAGGCCUGGCUCCCACAUUCUUUUGGGUAUCACAAGGACUGUGUGCCCAUGAGCUCAUGUGGUGGAGCACUAGCCCUGCUUUGAGAAGAGGGACAGGCCCUCCAUCUCGGCUUCAGGUCAGAGGUGCUUGCCAUCAAGCAGAGAUUUAUAAUAGCUUACACAGGCACAAAAAUAGUCAGACAGUUAAGUCACUGGUAUAGCCAAAGUCCCCUUGAAAUUUUGUAUCGUCUUACAGCAACUCUGAAUUACGAGGUUCCAGAAUAUGCCUUCUCACGUAUCCUGUCCUCAUUUCAUCUUUUUGGGUUAAUUGAUAGGACUUUUAGUUUUUAUCUCCAAAAGUCAUCAGCACAGGCUUCUUCAGAUGACCGCUCCAGUCCUCAGAACUAUAGUCAGUAUUAUUUAACUUACCUUUGAGUCAAAAAUUCAGAAAAAAUCAGUUCACAAGCAAAGGCACCAAAUCCUUUCUUUUGCCUGGCAAUGGGAAUCCCUAGAGACAGAAAACCACCCUGCUGCAGAGAGAAAAGUUAGUGUGGGGUAGAAAGAGAAUCGGGGAAGAAGUUGGUGUUUCUAGGCAGGUUAUCAAGCUGACAUUGUAAAUAUUUUUACACAGAAAGUUUAUUAAAGCAACAAAUAUUUCCUGAAGAUCCACCCUGGGUGAGGCUUUGUGUUGAUUUUAGAGAUCACUGUAGGCACAAAAAUUCAUUUCUUACAUAUUUUAUUCAUCAUUCUUGAAAAAAGAAAUCAUUCAAAUCUUCAAUUUAAGAGUCUCAGAAAAAUAUAAGAUUUUCUUUCUGAAAACUUCAAGGUUUUCUUUGUAUCUUUGCGGGAGUGUGGGGGCAGGACAGGGCAUCCAGGUGUGGCCCCUUCCUUUAGGGACCAGCCAGUCAGGCCAGGGCAGCAGCAGCAGCAGCAGCAGCAGCAGUGUGCCUGGGGAAGCUGAGGGGCUGUGUGGCAGAAGGGCCCCAACUCACCACGAGUUCCCUGGUGUCGCCCCAUCCACUGAGGAUGUGCUGUGCCCACAGUGACUGCCUCACUGUCCACCCCUGUGCCGUGUGCUGUGUGUGUUUCCCACUGACAAUGAAUAAAAGAUGUGACUGUGCUGAGA